CCGCUGUCGUCAGGGGGGUUGGGGUAACAUGGCGUCGGCUUCGCACUGACAGCCUGUGAGUGAGUGAGAGCGACAGCGAGCCCGCCUCCGUCUCCUGUUGCCAAGCGGAUUGCACUCACCACUCACACACACACUCUCUCUCUCUCUGAAGGAACAAGUCGGAAAGUAUGAAAUCGGGCACGGAGGCUAAGUGUCUGGAAUUUUAACUAAUCAGAAUGGAAACUUAUCAGACCCUGUCUUUCUGUAGCUGUGAAUUAAGUGUCAGAAAAUGAAACAGAUUAAUUCUGAAAUUUUGUGGAUUGUAUUUAUACUGGCUUCCUGCUGUGCAGUUCAGGCAGCGGAGUUUGUGGAUGUGGCCAAUCAUGCAAUCAAACUGCACAGAGGGAGAGGAGCAACAAUCACUAAAGGGACACUGUGGAUCAUGGACAAUUGUAAGAAGUUGUCUGGCAUGCUUCGCCAGAAGAAUGUGAUACUGAACAAAUUGAAGAAAGCGAUGAAAGCUGUUGGAAUGGACUCAAGACUGUCAAUGGCAGAGAAGGUCUUUCAGGUCCAUACGUUUGAGAUCUUCCAGGCAGAGUUGAAUGAGAGUGAGAAAUCAGUGUUCCAGGCAGUCCACGGGCUUGAGAGAGUUCUUCAGGGGGAUUAUAAAGAUAUAGUGAACAUGAGAGAAAGCAGCAAGCAACGUCUAGAAGCCUUGAGAGAAGCUGCUAUUAAGGAGGAAAAGGAGUAUGUGGAGUUGUUGGCUGCAGAGAAACACCAAGCCGAGGCACUCAAAAAUAUGCAGCAUGCAAACAGAAGCUUAUCAAUCCUUGAUGAAAUUCUUGAAGAUGUGCGGAAGGCUGCAGAUCGUUUGGAGGAGGAGAUCGAUGACCAUGUGUUUGACAAUAACAAAUUGGUCCGUGGUGGAAACGUUGAAGCUGUUAUUAGAGUUGAAGAGGACGAGGAAGAUCGUAAGCAAAACCUUUCCAUGCACGAAGUAGAGGGUGGCUUGGGGCUCAGUAUGCUCAUUGACUCUCAGAACAACCAGUACAUCCUGACCAAACCCAGGGACUCAACGAUCCCUCGAGCUGAUAUUCAUUUUAUAAAGGAUAUAGUUUCCAUUGUGGUGAUAUCUCUGCCUUGUGGCUGGAUUUGUACCUUAAUGGGACUUCCUACAAUGUUUGGUUAUAUUGUUUGUGGGGUUCUCUUAGGUCCCUCAGGACUAAACCGCAUCAAGUCCAUUGUUCAAGUGGAAACACUUGGCGAGUUUGGUGUGUUCUUCACCCUGUUUGUUGUUGGCCUGGAAUUUUCUCCUGAUCGGCUCAGAAAGGUCUGGAAGAUUUCUUUGCAAGGUACCAGUUAUAUGACAAUUCUGAUGGUUAUAUUUGGACUACUGUGGGGACAUCUGCUGAAUAUCAGGCCAACGCAAAGUAUUUUUAUUUCCACAUGUUUAUCUCUAUCAAGCACCCCAUUAGUAUCCAGAUUCCUUGCACUUAGUGCCAGAGGAGACAAAGAAGGUGAUGGAGAUUAUAGCAGUGUGCUGCUAGGAACACUGGUGAUGCAGGAUGUUCAGUUGAGUUUAUUCAUUGCCGUGAUGCCCAUGCUAACUCAGGCAGGCAGUAACACAUCUAAAAGUACAGUUUUAGAAAUACUGCGGAUUUUCGCUCUUAUUGGUCAAAUUCUGUUUUCGUUGGUGGCAAUUCUUCUGAUAUCUCUUGUGGUAAAGACUUACCUCAUUGGACCAUUUUACAGAAAACUACACACAGAGGGUAAAGGAAAUAGAGAGAAACUUGUCCUAGGAAUUUCAGCAUUUAUCUUUCUUAUGUUAAUGCUAACUGAGAUGUUAGAUGUUUCAAUGGAGCUAGGUUGUUUCUUGGCUGGGGCUUUGAUUUCAUCACAAGGCCAUGCUGCUAUGGAGGAAGUUAUGUUGUGCAUGGAGCCCAUACGGGAUUUUCUGGCUAUCAUCUUCUUCACUUCAAUUGGUCUUCAUGUUUUCCCAACAUUUGUGCUUUAUGAACUGACAGUCCUAAUGUGCCUUACAUUGGCAGUUGUGGUGUCCAAGUUUAUCCUGGCAGUACUUGUCCUCUCCCUGAUCCUACCAAGGAACAGCAAGUACAUAAGAUGGGUCGUUUCUGCAGGGUUAGCGCAAGUCAGUGAGUUUUCCUUUGUUCUGAGUAGUCGGGCUCGUAAGUCGGGAAUUGUCUCCAGAGAGGUCUACCUCCUCAUCCUAAGUGUAACUACCUUAAGCCUUCUACUCGCCCCAGCAUUGUGGAGAGCAGCAAUUCUGAAAUGUGUUCCUAAGCCGGAAAAGCGGUUGAGCACAUAACAGAAGAUGAACCCAGGUGGUUUGCCGGACACUUUGUUAGAUUUCAGAGACCAGCAUGGUGUGAAAUCCUAACACUUCACCUUUUCAAUAAGCCAUACUGACAUAUGUACACAACUUGGUUUUCUCUACUAAAUAGACUGGUUCCGGUAUGUUUUACAUCAUCUCCUGAUGCCUUUGCCUUUGAUUGAAAACUGAAUUUGGAAGGGGAUUCAUUAUUUCUGUUCGAUUUGUUACAAAAGCACUUUGUAUCCACAUUCUGGCAUUCAGAUGGAGAAACUUGUUUACUGGAGUAAAAUGAGCAUGAUCUUGGUGAGCAAUGAAGGGAUGAAAUAAAGAUGCAGUUUUGAUAAGAUUGUGAUGAUUUGAGUGUCGGUGGGUGAUGUUUCCACUGGGAGAUGGCAGUGCUCUCUGCCUCCGGUUAGCUAUAUAUUUCAGACUGGAAAAUGGGUUGAGAAUAGAUAGCUCGCUUAGAAAUAGUAAGAACUGCCAAUGCUGGAGUCAGAGAUAACACAGUGUGGAGCUGGAUGAACACAGCAGGCCAGGCAGCAU
Stegostoma tigrinum is the source of this 2854-nucleotide messenger RNA. RefSeq names its product transmembrane and coiled-coil domains 3 (gene slc9d1). Gene Ontology annotation, biological process: potassium ion transmembrane transport; proton transmembrane transport. The transcript has 13 exons. The record is from RefSeq and is a predicted model, not a curated record. NCBI's taxonomy places the organism in Eukaryota, Metazoa, Chordata, Chondrichthyes, Orectolobiformes, Stegostomatidae. Gene Ontology annotation, cellular component: membrane. Gene Ontology annotation, molecular function: potassium:proton antiporter activity. Bases 269 to 2305 code for a protein of 678 amino acids.